CUUAUAAUUUAAACUAGUUAUGAUCAAGUUAUGUUUCCCCUUAAAGUCAUCUACAUAGUUUAAUUUUUCAACCUGAAACUCGGACACUCGAUUCGAUGGGCAGCAAGGGCAAGGCGGGUCUGGACUUUUCCGGCAAGGUGGUGUUGAUCACCGGCGCAGCCUCCGGGAUUGGGGCCGCUACGGCGGAAAUGUUCUCCAAACUGGGAGCUUGCCUGGCGCUAGUGGAUCGGGAGGAGGAGGGUCUCAUAAGGGUAAUGAAAAAAUGCAUGAAAACGGGCCACGAGCCGUACGGCAUUGCCGGAGAUCUGCUCAAGCCCGUGGAGAUGGAGUGCAUUGCGAGGAAGACCAAGGAGCGCUACGAAGGUAAACUGGAUGUCCUGGUGAAUGGGGCUGGCAUCAUGCCCACGGGUACGCUGCAGAGCACCGAACUAUCCUGCUUCACGCACGUAAUGGAGGCCAAUGUUCGAUCCGGGUUCUACCUGACCAAGUUGUUACUGCCCCAGCUGCUCCAGUGCAAGGGCACCAUCGUCAACGUGUCCAGUGUCUGUGGGCUGCGCGCCUUCCCCGAUUUGGUGGCCUACAAUAUGUCCAAGGCGGCGGUGGACCAGUUCACCCGCUCCUUGGCCCUGGAUCUCGGUUCCCAGGGUAUCCGGGUGAAUUCAGUCAAUCCGGGGGUGAUACGCACCAAUCUGCAAAAGGCCGGUGGGAUGGAUGAUCAAAGCUAUGCUGAGUUUCUGGAGCGCUCCAAAAAGACCCACGCCCUGGGCAGGAUUGGAGAGCCAGAGGAGGUUGCGUCCGCCAUUUGUUUCUUGGCCAGUGAACUGGCCAGCUUUGUGACCGGCGUCAAUCUUCCUGUAGACGGUGGCAUGCAGGUUAUGUGUCCUCGCUAAGCCCUGCAAAUGAGUCCAAUUCAAUCCUGUCCAGCCGAAAGCCUUUCCUUUUUAC
Messenger RNA from Drosophila takahashii, 945 nucleotides. RefSeq lists its product as uncharacterized. Lineage: Eukaryota; Metazoa; Arthropoda; Insecta; Diptera; Drosophilidae. The record is from RefSeq and is a predicted model, not a curated record. Gene Ontology annotation, molecular function: oxidoreductase activity.